AUGACGGUGUUCCCCCCUGCUCGGCACGACGCCCUGGAGUUGGAGGAGCUCUUCACUCCCGAGGAGAAGGCGAUCAAGGCUCGCGUGCGAGCAUUUGCGGAGCAACACGCCGCCCCCAUCAUCAACAAGUACUGGGAGAAGGCGGAGUUCCCGCACGAGCUGCGCUCCAAGUUCGGCGAGCUGGGCAUCGGCGGCGCGCACAUCAAGAGCCACGGCUGCCAGGGGCUGACCACCAUGGGCGCCGCGGCGGCCAUCGUCGAGCUGGGCCGCGUGGACGGGUCGCUGUCCACCUUCUUCCUGGUGCACAGUUACCUGGGCGUCAUGACGCUGGGCCUGCUAGGCAGCGAGGCCCAGAAGGCCGAGCUCCUGCCGGGCCUCUCCAACUUCUCCAAGGUCGCCGCCUGGGCGCUGACCGAGCCGAGCAACGGGUCUGACGCCUCGGCGCUGACCACCACCGCGCGCAAGGUCCCGGGCGGCUGGAUCCUGGACGGCCGCAAGCGGUGGAUCGGCAACGCCACCUUUGCCGAUGUGGUCAUUGUGUGGGCGCGCAGCAGCGAGACGGGGCAGGUGAACGCCUUCAUCGUGCGCAAGGGCAACCCCGGCUUCCGCGCCACCAAGAUCGAGCACAAGAUCUCGCUUCGCUGCGUGCAGAACGCCGACAUCCACCUGACGGGGGCCUUUGUCCCCGACGCCGACCGCCUGCCGGGCGUGGAGUCCUUUGCCGACGCGGCGGGCAUGCUAGCCAUGUCGCGCUGCAUGGUGGCCUGGCAGCCGGUGGGCCUGGUGACCGGUGUGUACGACAUGGUGUUGCGCUACACGAGCCAGCGCCGCCAGUUUGGCGCGCCGCUGGCCUCCUUCCACUUGGUCCAGGAGCGGCUGGCGCGCAUGCAGGCCACCAUCCAGGCCAUGUACCUCAUGUGCCACCGCCUGAGCCAGCUUUACGACGCGGGGCGCAUGAGCCACGAGCAGGCCAGCCUGGUCAAGGCCUGGACCACCGCGCGCGCGCGCGAGGUGGUGGCGCUGGGCCGCGAGUGCCUGGGCGGCAACGGCAUCGUCGCCGACUUCCUGGUGGCCAAGGCCUUUGUGGACGCGGAGGCGUACUACACCUACGAGGGCACCUACGACGUCAACGUCCUCGUGGCCGCGCGAGGACAGACCGGGUACGCCGCCUUCAAGACCGCUGGCAGGGCCAACAAGGCGCCGCCCCCAACACACUAG
This is a messenger RNA of Auxenochlorella protothecoides, 1218 nucleotides long. Its product is annotated as Acyl-coenzyme A oxidase 4, peroxisomal. Gene Ontology annotation, cellular component: peroxisome. The record is from RefSeq and is a predicted model, not a curated record. Gene Ontology annotation, biological process: fatty acid beta-oxidation. NCBI's taxonomy places the organism in Eukaryota, Viridiplantae, Chlorophyta, Trebouxiophyceae, Chlorellales, Chlorellaceae. Gene Ontology annotation, molecular function: acyl-CoA dehydrogenase activity; flavin adenine dinucleotide binding. The transcript has 3 exons. The coding region runs from base 1 to 1218 and encodes 405 amino acids.